CGUAAGGCGAACGGAAGGAGCUGAGGGAAGCGGUCGUGAAGGCAGCGCUGUCCCCGGCGCUGCAAUAAAGGCCGUGCGCACGGCACAGAGAAAUCUCGCCUUGGCCCGGUGAGUCGACCAAGGGAGGAGGCAUGGGGCCCGCGGCAUCCAAAGAGGAUGAGGCCGUGGAAACGGUGCUCCAAUAUAUAAUCUCUCUAGGAGAGCCCGUUUCUGAUGAAACAGCCCCUAAGGGGUUAAUGGCAUGGGUGAGAGCGAGGAAUCUACUUCCCACUGCUCGAACCUCCUUUCCGGUGUCCACAAGGGACGCUGUAAAGGAAUUGUUUUGGGACGAGAUCUCUACGGGGUCAGGAGCCACUAGAACGUGUACUCUGCUUUGGCGUCUGGCAGUUGGGUCGCUACAAGAGUUAAGUCCUGAGCGACGGGAACUCAUAAAGGUUCGGACAGCUCUGUCGGGAGGUGGCGGGACUACGGCGGGUCCCCGCCCCGUUCGGUCUGCUGUAGGGGAGAUCCCCGUGCCUGCGGCUGCGCAGUUGCGAAUGCUAGGACCCUUAAAAGCAGCGGGAUCACCUCCCUUUAGCACCGUGCAUGUAGCAGCAGGACGUGUGGGGGCUGCAGGAACAUCACUGGCGGCGGAGAAUGAAGCUGGAGCCGCGCCCGCGGCCCCGCUCUCUCCUGCGGCUGCGCGGUCGGCAGUGUCGCUCCUCACUGUGCCUGCUGCUGCGCAUGUGUCAACUGGACCGACACUGCUGGGAGCCUCCGCGUCCCUGGAUGGCGCUGCAUCGCUGGCGCCUGACGCCACCAUGCAACCCGGAAGAGAGCCACUGUGGAUCGCUGCCAUGGCAACAGACGCUGUUUUCGGACAAAAAACAAACAAACAAACAAAAAAACAAACCACCGUUUCCAGGUAAAAGAACUAAAAAUACGAGCAGAUGAUGUAGAUCACAUCUAAGGAACCGGCUGCAAGCUGGAAUCUGGCCUUCUAUAUCCUUCUGAACUGCACAUGUAGCUUAAGGCUGAGUAUUAAACAGAAUAAUCAAACAGUAUUUUUUCACUGUCAUAGACUUAAAUGCACUAAAUAUAUUGAAAAGUAAGUAAAUUAACUUUUACGUAAUUAAUUUUUCCUUCCUUCUUGGAGUAGUGGGCAACAUUUCUACGGUGUUCUGAAGAGAAAGACCUUUGUAGUUAUAUUUUUAAUUUUUUGGUUAUAUUUUUAGUCUCCUGCUGAGAUAGUGUUAAUUAUAAUUUUGGAAAAAGAGAGAAAAUGACACAAAAUCUUUAAUUUAAUCCCAAGUGUAUGGUCUAUAUUGAAAAGCCCUGGGAUGCACCUGGUAUUGUAAUUGGUAUGACUGACAAUACCUCUCCUAUGCCUUCAAAUAAUCCUUAUUCGUCUGGUUAUAUCACAAGUCAAAAAUGUUCAUUCUCAAUCUGUCAUUAGUAAUUGUCGUGAAUAAGAGGAGCCCAUCUGUGGCUCCGGUGAGCGCUCCGGUGAGCCUAGCUCAAGACUGGGAAGAGGAUGCAAAAUACAGGAAAUUAGAGAAACUGUUCUAAUUGUUUUUGUCAUCUUUGUAUUAAUCAGAACAAUAACUACAGCCAUGCAUUAACCAUUCAAUGCAGGCCAUGCAUCUAAAAGAACGAAAUGCAUUGGUUUUUUCUUUCUUGUAUAGCAGACCUCUUGCCCUAAUAGAUCCCUGAAUCUACUAUUCCAGAGUUAAGGAAAUCUCUGUCACCAACAAGGUGUUUCCACUUAUUCUCUUUGUAUGUGGUAUUAUAUUGCUAGCAAACAAGAAUCAGAGUUGGAAUCAAAACUUGCAUUUUUCUCCGGCAUAGAAAGUUAUAAUAUGAUUACAUUUGUAUUAUGAAUUUGGCCGAAAUUUGGAAACAAACUCUCCUGAACUGUGUGCUGCCAAGUUGUUCUUGCAGUAAUCUUAAAGGUAGAGGCUAGAGCUAAGCCCUGGCUUCAAGAAGUGAAGGACAUAUGUGAUGGCGUGUGCAGAGUGACUGCAACUGUGCUUGGUUUUGCCUCCUGAGAUGGGGCAGACGUGUCACUAAGGGGAAAGGAAGACAAUGGAAAACUAUGGAACUUUUAACAUCCUGAGGCCUAAGGGUUGUCACUGUAUACAACGAUCUGU
Pipra filicauda (Wire-tailed manakin) is the source of this 2129-nucleotide messenger RNA. Its product is annotated as translation initiation factor IF-2-like. Lineage: Eukaryota; Metazoa; Chordata; Aves; Passeriformes; Pipridae. The transcript has 2 exons. The record is from RefSeq and is a predicted model, not a curated record. Bases 132 to 908 code for a protein of 258 amino acids.